Molecule: messenger RNA, 1362 nt
Organism: Impatiens glandulifera
Lineage: Eukaryota; Viridiplantae; Streptophyta; Magnoliopsida; Ericales; Balsaminaceae
Exons: 4
Source: RefSeq, a predicted model, not a curated record
AUGGUUGCUGACUGUCAUCGCCCGCUCACUUCAGGGAAGAGGAGGCAAACCGAAUCCUCGGGGAGCAAAGAAAACAAGUCAGUUUCAAAGGAGGAAGCAGAGGUUAGUAUACACUCUGAAACCUCCAAGUCUCCAAGUAAAAGAAUUGAAGAGGUAAUAGCCGACGUGGGCUUAAACACCUCUAAAGCAAUUGAGGAUGUUAUUCAAGACAUUGCAAGGGAAACCGAAGACGAUGUAUCAAGUCGUCGCAAAUCAAUUGAUCAGGUUGAGAUACCCGAUCAGAGUGAAGUACAACCGGUCGAAGAAACGGCCAAAACAACAGACAUUACACCUCCGGCUCAGGAGGGUUCUGUUCAGGUCAACAAAGGGAAAGGGGUCCUCAUCAAGGAUUCGACGGUAACAGGAAAAGGUACGCUGCAGACCGGUCCUCAACCAGAAGUUGUAACCGGGGACGAGGUUACCUUUACCGCAGAACAAGAAGAUGAAGUAUUCGAGGAACUUCUCAGGGACAUGAACAAGGGUGAAAGUGAUGCGAUAGCUCCAUACCUCAUGUGGGUGAAGCUCAGGUGUGAAACAAAGUUAUCCGACAUGGCUCCAGGAUUGAGCGGCAACAAACAUUGGGACAGGCUCAUCAGGCUAGAAGAGAGGGCCCUCCAGUUAGCUCACACCAACCUUAUCCAAUCUGCCUUUAGCAAAACCGUAGUAAUUCUUGAAGAAGCUCGGUUACAAGCAGUGGAGAAUGCUUUUCAAGAAACUAAAGGAGCGACGCUAACUCCAAUUGAAAUGAGAAUGGCCGAACGGUUCAUUGCGGUGCGAGAAAAGCUCGUACAAAAUCUCGAUCAUUUUGAUAUGCAAUGGAGGAAAGGUUGCCGAAGCCAACUCAAUAAUGUCGACCUACAUCAAAUCAGCAAAACUCAAGAGCAAAUCGAGUCUGAUGUUGAAACCGCUAAGAGGGUGCAAGAUGAAGAAAGAGAAAGGGAACGGUUGCAGAAGGAAAUUGAGGACAAAGACUAUGAGUUUGCCCAGAAAUGCAACGAGGAGGAACAGGCAAAUAUACAGGAACCUCCACCGGUUCAACCGUCUCAUUCAAUGAACACAAGGAAUAAGAAGAAAUGGAGCGUAGUUGCGAAAGUAAUCAAGCGGGCAGAACAAAGAGCAGUUGUACCAGUCGUGCUAAAUGUGCAACCUCUUGAUGAAGAAGAAGAAGAAGACAUUGAAGAACUUAACCAGCGGAAGAGAAGGGCAACUGAAGGCUCAACCGCAACUCCAAACUUCAGACCAAUUAUUACUCCACCGCUUCCUCCACCAAAACCAGUCUGUGCCAGUUUUGGGUUCAACAAAAAGACUCCCGGUCAUUCAAGU